Molecule: messenger RNA, 3058 nt
Organism: Sycon ciliatum
Lineage: Eukaryota; Metazoa; Porifera; Calcarea; Leucosolenida; Sycettidae
Exons: 3
Coding region: 445-1410 (321 amino acids)
Source: RefSeq, a predicted model, not a curated record
CAACACCGUACCGUUGUGUGUAUUCCACGCAAAGGACACGCAAGCAAAUCUUGAAACUGCACUUGGUAUGUACCGCAAUGAAGUCUUGCACCUUAUCUCACAUGGCAAAUGGGAGGGGAAGCGGCUCGUUCUCUUCGUCUUCGGAGACUACGAGUUUCAGUGUAGUAUGUACGGGUUGUCAGGACCAAGUGGCCUACGUCCGUGCUUACAUUGCCACUCCAAGAAGAAAUCUAUGGAACACCAGUAUUGCAGAGAGAGCCUGAGGACAGUGUACCCCGCUCCCUGGCCACCCUCAGUAGCAACCUGCUAGAGUUCAUCGCAGACGGGGAGAGAUUACCAAACGCCAAGGUACACAACAACGUCAUUCGUCCGGCAAUCCUUCCUGUGCCACUACCCAACGUCAUCGUGCCAGUCCUCCACCUGGACUUGGGCAUAUUUGCCUGGAUGUUCGGCGCCAUGCUGAAGGACCUGCGUGAGCUGGACAAGCUCUUGGCCAGCAAGGUCCAGUCUGCUGCUGGAGAUAGCGACGCUUUUGGACGGCUAUCUGGCCUCUAUCGCGACCAUCACGACGCAGAAGAGCAGAUAGCAGCAGCGUCUGAACAGGCCUCUGGUUACCAGCAGCAGCUGAACUACGUAGCACUGCAUGCCCACAACCAGGGUGUUACUGGCGAUAACUUAGAGUUCGUGUGUGAGCAGAUCAGAGCGGAGUGGCAGAAGGCCAAUGACACAGUGGUGGAGAUGACAAAGGCAAAGGAGGGCAUCUCGCAGCAGAUACUUGCCGCAACUGCUGACAAAGACAUCUGUGGGCCUUGCGAAUCAGCAGUCGAACCCGUGCUGCAAUCCCACAACAUCAAGCGCCAGGUGUACCACGGAGGUGCAUUCAUCGGCAACCACGUGCACCGCGCACUUCAGCCCGCUGUCCUGCAGUCGAUUGCUGCUGCUCCCAUCUCCGUCAUUCAGGAACGCUGGCCCGACCUGACGGAUGUUGCCAGCGUUGUCCAGCUGCGCUACAUGAAGCUGCUGGACGAGUACAGGAAGUGUACUUCUGCCUUUGGCCAUUGCAGGAAGGUCACACGAGCAGAGCUUGAAGAGCUGGAAUCCAACAUCAGGACCUUCCUCAAGUCAGCACGGAAGGAGGUGGUCGAACGAGGGCUUGGCCAUAUAACGCCAAAGCUUCGAAUUCUGGAGAGCCACACCGCUCCAGCAACGGAGAGGCUGAGAGUAGGGCUCGGUCUGCUGGCCGAGCAAGGAGCAGAGAGCAUCCAUGCGGAGUUCAACACUCUUGAGCGAAGAUACCGCCAGAUUCCUGCUCUUCUGCAGAGGCUGAAAGCUAUGGCUGAGCAGCAUCUGUCCCGAACCUUGCCUCAAGCCAUUCAGCGUCCCACGACAAAACGUCGCCAGUCGACAUGAUCUCUGGCAAGUAUUGCACACAGCUACUUGACCACUUGCCCCGUCAUCGAUAUCGCGAUGCACCGUCAAGACUCAACAAAGAACUGAACAAGAACUUCUUGAAGAAAAAAGUUUCCAGCUCCACGCGCUGCUUUGAUCUAUUUGGGUUUUACCUGCUUUGCCGUAUGUUUUUAUCAUUAUUCCCUCCUUUUUUCUAGUAAUUCCACUUGUAUUGGCAAUUUCCUGUGUAAAAUCGCAUAAACGCGAUUUUCGACAAAAAUCGUCGCCAUGAUGGCCGUGUACCUACAAACAGCCGUGACACAAGUACUACAGACUACAGUGCUGGCAACUGCAAUCCGCCCAGGGGGUAGGAUUUCAUUUACCAGCACUAGUACUACUACUACUACUAGUAGUACUAGUACUAGUAGUAGUAGUUAGCUAAAUUUAAUCUAGUGCUCGUCAAGCAGGCAAGAACUCAUCAUGGCUGAUAUCACCACUAAUGGCGAGAAGGAGAACGACCAACUCAGCUGGCAUGGCGAAGUGAAUGUGGACAAUUAUACAGAAAUGGUGGAGCGGUACGCGCUGUAUCGGACACAGCGCCUCAACGUCUUGAAACUGGUCGUGGAAAUCCUGGAAAAGGAAGGUAUCAACUACUGGUUGGACUGUGGCUCGUUGUUGGGUGCGUAUCGCAAUGGCAAGAUGAUACCGCAUGACAGCGAUACAGACGUGUCGAUACUGGGUGACGAAGAGUUUGACAGGGCCAGAAAGGCCCUGCGCCAGAAUCUAUCCGACGUCUACAGCAUGGACGACGGAACGUCCUACGCGGAAAAAAUAAUGAUCAGUCAAGACUCGUGCGGGACAUGUAAGUUCUCGGACGAUGUUGAGUGCUCCAAUGUAACUGGAGACGUUAACAAAUACAUCCUGCGACAGGACGGUACUCUUCAGCAGCUCUACUAUAAAUUCAAUCUAGGUGAGCGACGCUAUCAGCACGAUUGGGUCUUUCCAUUGGGGAAGAUGCAGUUCGAAGGGCUGACGCUGCCCUGCCCCAACAACGUGAAAGCCUACUUGGAGGAGAUGUACGGCUACCUCGGAACGGACUUCAAGUACGAUCCGGUGUCGACACGUUUUGUGAAACGCGAUUGAACUCCUACCCCAGGCUGCCCCCAACGUCUCCAAGCAGUCCUAUACAAAAGCCAACGAGAAGCAAGUGUGUGAAGGAACCUCGGAGACGGAGGCCACCACAUGCACUACCCAGUUUGCUGUGACCCAGUAAGAUCAUCGUCGUACAUGACUGUGUUUCUUUUACUACACAUUUGCCUCACCCGUAUACAUGGUAUAGUAGUAGUAGUAGCAGCAGUAGCAGUAGUAGCAUAAUUUUAUUAUGGUAUAGUAGUAGUAGUAGCAGCAGUAGCAGUAGUAGCAUAAUUUUAUUAUUUUACCGUAUAUCUACAAUCAUGUACAUGUAUAGCUCUAGAUAGUGCACUGUGAUGUGCCAGUAGGUACAUUUACAUGGCACAUACCGUAUAUUCUCUAUUAUAAGCACAAGUCUCUAAUACUAGCACACUGUGAGCACCUUUUGUCUUUGAAGCAUUAUAAGCACCGUCUCUAUUAUUAGCACGGUCUUGGUGGAAAUCAAUGCUGCAUGCAUGAUAUCUAGCGUGUAUUUCUU